AUGACUCACUUUGAAUUCCCAUUUCAGACGUUAUAUCUGCCGCAACAUACGGAUAUGAACAGUAUAACUUACAAACUCCAGUCAAAGAACGUACACAGAAACGCCUCAAGGAGUACGCUAGGAUACAAUCGCAACGCCGGUACCUACGAGGAGGAUUUGGAAGCCUCCGAGAUCAUGCACGAUGUGCAGAAUACACUUGUCGUUUUCGGCAAAAUAGAUCCCGAUAAGGAUGAACCAAGGCCCAUGAAGACCUGGUCGAAGGAGUACCGCCAGCUGGUGUCCGGACAGGUACGUAUCACAAACGGCAACAAAGCGGAUCCGGUUAUCUCAGCCUACACAGAUGUGCCCGAAUUUCUGGCCGCGCAUACUUCUACCCCGGACAAAGACACCACCUAUGCUGUCCUCGACAAUGGCUGCGAGAUCAAAAUUAGGAUAGACAAGAACGUGGAUCGUGACAGCAUCCAGUUUAUCAACGACACCAGAGCAGAGAAAUACAAGGUCCUAUUUGACAGGCAUGUAAAGGAGGGCGAGAUGUCUAACGGGCACACCGAUUACGACAUGCAAGUGAACCAACUGUUCCGCUUUUCCCGGGAUCGCUACGACUUGGAUAACAUCACCGGCAGGGUAAAGGGUGACUACAUCGUCCUAUUCGCACCCUUUCUCAGGUCGCAAAUGAAGUCUUGA
Dibothriocephalus latus is the source of this 684-nucleotide messenger RNA. Lineage: Eukaryota; Metazoa; Platyhelminthes; Cestoda; Diphyllobothriidea; Diphyllobothriidae. The record is from the annotation of a GenBank genome assembly.